Molecule: messenger RNA, 813 nt
Organism: Necator americanus (New World hookworm)
Lineage: Eukaryota; Metazoa; Nematoda; Chromadorea; Rhabditida; Ancylostomatidae
Exons: 8
Coding region: 1-813 (270 amino acids)
Biological process (GO): fatty acid elongation; very long-chain fatty acid biosynthetic process; sphingolipid biosynthetic process
Cellular component (GO): endoplasmic reticulum membrane
Molecular function (GO): 3-hydroxyacyl-CoA dehydratase activity
Source: RefSeq, a predicted model, not a curated record
AUGUGCAGGCUGGUCAUGAGUUACGAUUGGUGUUUUGAGCUCUUUAUGAGCUUGGGAAAACUGGGUACAGGAGGUGCGGAAUUUGUGCACCGUACCAGACAACUGUUAGCUGAACGUGGAAGAUCCUCUUUACAGUUUGUCGACGAUUCUAUCAUGAAACCAGCUCAAUUGUAUCUAUUUGUCUACAAUGCUGUCCAAGUUCUUGGAUGGGGAGUCAUCCUUAUAAAAACAAUCGACGGUCUCUCCAAACAGCUAUCCUGGCCAGAACUCUACACAUCUGUUGAGACUGAGGUGAAGAUCUUCCAGACGCUUGCACUUCUUGAGAUAGUUCAUGCAUUGAUUGGUAUCGUUCGAUCUCCCGUUGGAACAACCAUCAUGCAAGUUUGGAGCCGUUUGUUGUUAGUUUGGCCGAUUCUGCACACGUGUGCUACUGCACGUCAGAGCGUUGGUGUUCCGAUGUUUCUUGUUGCAUGGUCUUUAACUGAAGUUAUUAGAUAUUCGUUCUACGCACUCGGGCUGUUAAGCGCCGUUCCGUUUUUCCUCACAUGGUUAAGGUACACUUUAUUCAUUGUCUUGUAUCCUCUCGGCGUUACCGGUGAGCUGCUGACUCUUUUUGGUGCUCUUCCUGAGGUCGCCGAAAAGAAGUAUUACACCAUUGAGAUGCCAAAUCCGGCAAAUAUGGGCUUCUCAUUCUACGCAGUUUUGAUCGCUUCAGCAUUGUUCUACAUUCCGGGUUUCCCUCAACUCUACUUAUACAUGUUCGCUCAGCGCAAAAAGGUUCUUUAUGUGGAAGCUGCAAAGAAGAAGCAAUAA